CUGCUCCUACUUAUUUCGGUGCACAAUCUUUUUAGGUCAGAGUGUGCCAUCUACACAUUGUCCACUUAUCAGAUUAUUGGAUUCCCGUGCAGGCUUCAUUCUGUAACAAAUAAACAGGUACCAGUAAUUGGAGUGUAGCAUCAUGAGUGACAAAAAAUCCAGACAUGUUAUCUAUAAGAAAACGUCCCGUGAUAAAGCGGUGAGUGUAUACCUGGGUAAACGAGAUUAUAUCGAUCACGUUGAAUCAGUGGAACCAGUAGAUGGUGUUGUUCUAGUGGAUCCUGACCUUCUCAAGGGAAAAAAAGUGUAUGUCACUGUGACCUGCGCAUUUCGCUAUGGUCAAGAAGAUAUUGAUGUCAUUGGGCUGACCUUUCGCAAAGACCUCUACUUUGCUCGAACUCAGGUUUAUCCACCUGUAGAAGACCCCAAAACUAUCACCAAGGUUCAGGAGCGGCUAAUGAAGAAGCUGGGGAACAAUGCCUAUCCCUUCUUGAUGCAGUUCCCUGAUUACCUUCCAUGUUCGGUGGCUCUCCAGCCAGCUCCCACUGAUGUGGGAAAGGCCUGCGGUGUGGAUUUUGAAAUCAAAGCUUUUUCUACAACCAACUUGGAAGAAAGACUUCGCAAAAAAAAUUCUGUCCGUCUGUUGAUCCGCAAGAUCCAAUAUGCUCCUGACCAGCCAGGACCCAGCCCCAGAGCAGAGACAUCUUGGCAGUUCUUUAUGUCUGACAAGCCUCUUCACCUGACUGCGAGCCUGACUAAGGAGGUGUUCUACCAUGGAGAACCUAUAUCAGUGGCUGUCACGGUGACCAACAACUCUGACAAGACAGUCAAGAAAAUAGCUGCAUCAGUGGAACAAGUUAGCAAUGUGGUGCUGUAUUCCAGUGAUUAUUACGUCAAGACUGUAGCUUUGGAUGAAUCAGACAAAAGAGUGGCAUCCAAGGGCACCUACACGCACACCUUCUCUCUGCUUCCAAUACUGGCCUAUAAUCGAGAGAAACGAGAAAUAGCCCUGGAUGGAAAACUCAAACAUGAAGACACCAACCUGGCCUCCAGCACGCUCUUGAAGGAGGGGAUUGAUCGCACUGUCAUGGGCAUCCUGGUAGACUACAAGAUUAAAGUCACUCUCACUGUUUCUGGCCUGCUGGGUGAUAUGACUUCCAGUGAGGUGUCUACAGAACUUCCUUUCAUCCUUAUGCAUCCUAAGCCAGAUGGAGGUACUAAGGAAAGUGAGCAGGAAGAAGACAUGGUUUUCGAAGAUUUUGCCCGGGAAAAUCUCAAGGAUGAGUUGCAAACAGAAGACAAGGAGGAAGAGGACGAUGAUGAAAAAUGAAAUUGUGGAAUUCCAGAGUUAUGAUGACAACUACCCAGAAUCCCCUAGCAUUCCAUUUCCGUGGACAUCUGUUAAAGUGUGUCUGUGGAAUACCGGCAUUCCACUGAUCAUUCAAAUGUUAAUAAUGGGUAGACUAGCGAUAUUUAGUGAUAAAUAACAGGUAAAGAAAUAUCUGGGUCAGUAUUAAAGUAUGUU
Pelobates fuscus (common spadefoot toad) is the source of this 1525-nucleotide messenger RNA. It is a transcript of the gene SAG, whose product is annotated as S-antigen visual arrestin. Lineage: Eukaryota; Metazoa; Chordata; Amphibia; Anura; Pelobatidae. The transcript has 16 exons. The coding region runs from base 143 to 1330 and encodes 395 amino acids. The record is from RefSeq and is a predicted model, not a curated record. Gene Ontology annotation, biological process: G protein-coupled receptor internalization; signal transduction. Gene Ontology annotation, molecular function: G protein-coupled receptor binding. Gene Ontology annotation, cellular component: photoreceptor inner segment; photoreceptor outer segment.